Miscanthus lutarioriparius is the source of this 1365-nucleotide messenger RNA. Lineage: Eukaryota; Viridiplantae; Streptophyta; Magnoliopsida; Poales; Poaceae. The record is from the annotation of a GenBank genome assembly.
AUGGCGCAAACUAGCCUACCUCCUGGUUUCCGUUUCCACCCAACUGAUGUUGAGCUUGUUUCCUACUACUUGAAGAGGAAGAUCAUGGGAAAGAAACUUAUCGUCGAUGCUAUAUCAGAGGUUGACCUGUACAAGUUUCCUCCCUGGGAUCUACCUGACAAAUCCUCCCUUAGAAGCAAAGAUCUUGAAUGGUUCUUCUUUUGUCCUCGUGACAAGAAGUAUCCUAAUGGGUCUAGGACAAACCGUGCCACGCCAAAUGGUUACUGGAAGACUAGUGGAAAAGAUAGAAUAAUUGCACUUAACUCUCGCACUGUUGGAAUGAAGAAAACAUUGAUAUUUCAUGAAGGCAAGGCCCCUAAGGGUGACAGAACUGAUUGGGUGAUGUAUGAAUACAAAAUGGAAGAUGAGGAUUUGGUUUCUGCUGGUUUCUCAAAGGAUGCUUAUGUACUCUGCAAAAUUUUCAAGAAAAGUGGCCUUGGUCCUAGGAUCGGGGAGCAAUAUGGGGCUCCGUUUGAUGAAGCUGAAUGGGAUAAUGCAGAAGCUGAAUCUUCUAUGUUUCCUUUGAUGACCUCUUCAGAAGUAGUGAACCGAACAGAGGGACCACGUGCCCAGCCUGCUGCCCCUGCUGAUGCUCUUCAGGAACCACCUCUACAUAAUUCAUCUGCUACUUGUGCUGGAGAGGAAUCAUCAUUUGAUCAUGCCACUGCAAAUACUUGUGCUGAGGACGUAACGUUUGGCUGUACUGUUGCUAGCUCUGCUAUCCAAGAUAUACCUGCUCAGAUGUCAGGAGAUGGUGUGGUUUCUGUGAACAACAUAUCCAAUGAGGCCAAUGAUAUGUACAGUCCUCAUGACUGUGAUAGUUUUCUAUUGGAGGAGCUGUCUAGAUUUCUGAAUGAUUCUCCUGUGCGUAACACUCCUUUUGGAGAGUGCUCUGGUCUUCCUCCGAUGUCUGAAGCUGAGGCUCAUGCUUUUGAAGUCAACUCUUUUGGCCUCUGCAAUGAAUUAUCAGGGCUUGUUGGGUUAGGAGGCGUGGAUAACAACUUCAACACCAGCAAUGUGGAAACAACAGAUUACCCUGUGCUGCCACCUGACAGAGAACUGUCCGCUGAUGAUUACAUGGAACUAACUGGUCUCCUUGCUCCUGAUCCAAGCUUCCCCAGUGAAUUUCCUGCUCUGGACAAUCAAUAUAUGCAGUAUCCUCUUGCUCAGUACAGUGGACAUUAUGAUGUCCCUACUCUGUCAGGUCCUUCGGAACCAACAAUGCCUAGCAUUUUCGAUGCUUUUCCUCCUUCCAAUAAUGGUGUACUUGCCACAGAUGUGGCAGCUGACUACUUGGACCCAACCAUGCAGUUCCCUUUAUCAUGA